GAGCAAAUCUAGAACCGGCAAAAUGGUUGAAUGGACAGACUUCGAGCGCGCCACCAUCCAGGACAUCUUCUCCAAGAUGAACUAUGAGGACGUGGGCCCCGCUGCUCUUUCCAGGUGCCUGGUUGUCUACCCCUGGACUCAGAGGUAUUUCGGCGGAUUUGGAAACCUCUACAACGCCACUGCCAUCAUCGCUAACCCUAUGGUUGCAAACCACGGAAAGGUUGUCCUGCACGGUCUGGACCGGGCUGUGAAGAACAUGGACAACAUCAAGGAGACCUACGCUGAGCUGAGUGUGCUGCACUCCGAGAAGCUGCACGUGGACCCCGACAAUUUCAGGCUGCUGUCCGACUGCCUCACCAUCGUGAUUGCUGCUCGGAUGGGUAAUGACUUCACCGGUGAUGUCCAGGCAGCUUUCCAGAAGUUCCUGGCCGUGGUGGUGUCCUCCCUGGGAAGGCAGUACCACUAGAGAGCUGCAGCACAAGAGAAGACCAUCGCACGCUGGAUCAUGUUUUUAAAAGCUCUUUUUUUAAAAUCAUGCCUCUAAAGCAGAAAUAAAUAAAA
Messenger RNA from Seriola dumerili (greater amberjack), 561 nucleotides. RefSeq names its product hemoglobin subunit beta-2-like. NCBI's taxonomy places the organism in Eukaryota, Metazoa, Chordata, Actinopteri, Carangiformes, Carangidae. Gene Ontology annotation, cellular component: blood microparticle; haptoglobin-hemoglobin complex; hemoglobin complex. The transcript has 3 exons. The coding region runs from base 23 to 466 and encodes 147 amino acids. The record is from RefSeq and is a predicted model, not a curated record. Gene Ontology annotation, biological process: oxygen transport; hydrogen peroxide catabolic process. Gene Ontology annotation, molecular function: organic acid binding; oxygen binding; oxygen carrier activity.